AUGGUUCCGUUUGAUAUCGACUAUCAGCAGACCCUUGGGUCUCCGUUCAUUUCUUUCAUCGAACUGUCAAUGCUCAAUGAACACUACGGAUGCAAAGAUAACACAUUCGAAGAUCUUGCUCCUUGGCGGGUGGAGUCCCAAAACUGCGACAAAACCACAUCCGUCAAAUGCGAGAUGGGAGGAUUUCCUCAUCCCCGAGACUGCCAGAGAUGCAUCUGCCCUGGUGGAUAUGGCGGAAAGCUCGAUACUAAGCACUGGUACUACCAUUCGAUAGAAUACUGUGGUUUGCGGGCCUUGGAUAAGGGCACUCACCGGCGCGUGAUGAGCAAGAAGACUUUGAGACAUUCUCCUAAUGGAACCGAAAUCGAAGUUAAAUUAGUGAAUUUCACAAAAGGUCUUCUGUUGACGGAUGCAGCUUAUGCAGGUGUAGAGAUCAAGACCAACGAGGACCAAACGCUCACUGGUUACAGAUUCUGCUCACCUGACGCGGCUGGAACAAUUCUUCGUUCUUACAUAAACCGUGUCCCAAUAAUGACAUAUAACAGGAUUGUCAAAACGACGACACUGCCUCUCUCUUGUACCGAGUGGUUUCUGCAAGGGUACACUAUCGGAGGCUACCAAGAAGAAAGUGUGUCCAAGGUCAUGUGGCUUCUGUGA
Messenger RNA from Cooperia oncophora, 657 nucleotides. NCBI's taxonomy places the organism in Eukaryota, Metazoa, Nematoda, Chromadorea, Rhabditida, Trichostrongylidae. The record is from the annotation of a GenBank genome assembly.